Molecule: messenger RNA, 1527 nt
Organism: Conger conger (European conger)
Lineage: Eukaryota; Metazoa; Chordata; Actinopteri; Anguilliformes; Congridae
Product: adhesion G protein-coupled receptor E3-like
Exons: 11
Coding region: 1-1527 (508 amino acids)
Biological process (GO): adenylate cyclase-activating G protein-coupled receptor signaling pathway; cell surface receptor signaling pathway
Cellular component (GO): membrane
Molecular function (GO): G protein-coupled receptor activity
Source: RefSeq, a predicted model, not a curated record
AUGUCCGUCACAGAAAACAUACCUCCUGACAAGACAAAGGAAGACCAAGUCAAGACUGCCAACAUGGUCCUGAGAAUCUCAGAGGGGCUAGUGUCCGCCCUGGUUGAGCCCAAGUCUCAGCAAAAUAAUACAGAGUCUCGGAAAACUGUGAAGACACCAACCAUGGAAAUUAAUGUAGUGAGCCGUAAAGGGAAUAUGACUGGGAUGUCUGCACUAUUUGCCAAGGGAAACAUGAUGGCAAUCAAUCUUGCAGAUGUUGCUAAAAACAACAACGGAUCCGCUUCUGCAGUCCUGAUGUCAGUCAGCGGGGUGGACAAGUUCAUGAGUCCCAGUUUCUUCGAGAGUGAAAAUGUCACAGAGAUAUAUUCUGACAUCAUCACCGCCACACUGCCUAAGACGAAACACAAGGAGCUCCCUGAGCCUGUCAACUUUACUAUGUUCCACAAGAAGAAGUUCCAGCCUGGCCUGGUUACCUGUGUGUACUGGAAGGAACAGGGGGAGGAGACUCACUGGUCAGUGGAUGGGUGCACAGCCUCCUUCUCCAAUGAGAGCCUGACAGUAUGCAGCUGUACCCACCUCUCCACCUUCGCCCUCCUCCUGCAGACGGAGGAACAGGAAGAGGACAGUUCUCUGCUGGAGGUGGUGAACCUGUUCUGUAUGAGUGUGGGUCUGGCCUUCCUCGCCCUCGCCAUCCUCACAUUCCUGCUGUGCACAUGGAACCCUAAAAUCAACAACACCGCCCGCCUCCACCUCAGUAUCUGCCUCUUCUUGGGUCACCUGCUCUUCCUUGUGGGCGUGUCGCGCACUGAGAAUGCGGUGGCGUGUGCAGUCAUUGCAGGCAUGCUGCACUUCCUCUUCCUGUCCAGCUUUGUGUGGAUGCUGCUGGAGACUCUGCAGCUCUUCAUGCUGGUCAGGAGCCUGUCCAAAGUGCAGGUCAUCCAGAAGGAGGGGCUGAGGGCACUGUACCUCCUGCUGAUGGGCUACGGAGCUCCCCUGGUGGUGGUGGGAGUGUCUGCAGCAGUGUAUUCAGACGGCUAUGGCAGCAAAGGCGCUUGCUGGUUACAAAAUGAAAAAAACUUCCGUUGGAGUUUUAUUGGUCCAGUGGCUGCUAUUCUCGCCCUCAACUUGGUCUCAUUUUGUGUGGUCAUCUGGAGCCUGCUGCCUACUUUAGCCAACAUGAAGAGUGACGUCUCCCAGUCAAGAGACACCAGGCUGAUUAUCUUCAAAAUUGUUGCCCAGUUUCUCAUUUUGGGGUGCACCUGGAUCCUGGGAUUUUUCCAGAGAACCUCUAUGUUAAAAUACCUCUUCGUCAUCCUCAACUCACAGCAGGGCACCUUCAUCUUCAUCGUUCACUGUCUGCUCAACAAAGAGGUGCGGGAGGAGUACAGGAGGUGGCUCUCCUGUCUGUGUAGAACCGAAGGGCCUUCAGGAGGCAGACGCAAAGAAAAUAUCAAACACUCUGGGGGGAAUCUGUCCCGGCCCACCAUCAGUGACACCCCAGUGGUGGAGUGUGGCGUUGCCCUGUAG